GCACCGUUAUGUUAUUUGCAUACGGAGCUGUCUAUAUAACCCAGUUGAGCCGAUCUUAUCAUUCUUGUUGCGGAUGAGUCUGGUGGUGCACUUGGAAGGGAGGAAAAUAAUUAGUAAAUAAAAAAGUUAGUUUAGACCAAAGGAGUACAAAAUGACCACGAAAACGUGGACCAAGCAGUACCCAUCAUCCUAUAAAAAGAUCUUCGGUGAGGAAAGACCCGCGAUGGCUCGAUCCACAUACUCAAGCCGCCAACUCUCCGGGCCAGUGCGAUCACGGGGUACCUACAGCGUCUCUUCAGCACCAUCCACCUACGCCACCAAAAGCUACCGGGUCCGCAGCAGCGCCCCGAUGCCCAAGCUGUCAUCGGACACGGUGGACUUCGCCCUGUCCGAUGCCAUCAACACCGAGUUCAAGGCCAACCGCACCAACGAGAAGGCAGAGAUGCAGCACCUCAACGACCGCUUCGCCAGCUACAUUGAGAAGGUGCGCUUCCUGGAGCAGCAGAACAAGGUACUGAUCACCGAGCUGGAGCAGCUGAAGGGCCGCGGCACGUCGCGCAUCGGGGACCUUUACGAGGAGGAGAUGCGUGAACUGCGGCGUCAGGUGGAACAGCUGAACAGCGAGAAAGCCAGAGUGGAGGUGGAUCGGGACAACCUGGCGAGCGACAUCGAGCGGCUCCGGGAGAAGCUCCGGGAUGAAGCUCUUCAGCGAGAAGAAGCUGAAAUAAACCUGCAGAGCUUCAGACAGGAUGUCGACAACGCCUCUCUGGCCCGCCUGGACCUGGAGCGGAAGAUGGAGUCUCUGGAGGAUGAGAUCGCCUUCCUGAAGAAGCUUCACGAGGAGGAGCUGGCCGAGCUGCAGACACAGAUGCAAGAGCAGCAUGUGCAGGUGGAGAUGGAGGUGGCCAAGCCAGACCUGACAGCCGCCCUGCGCGACGUCCGGCUGCAGUAUGAGAAUCUGGCCACCCGAAACCUCCAGGAGUCUGAGGAGUGGUACAAGUCGAAGUUUGCCGACCUUUCCGAGACGGCAGCCCGUAACCAGGAAGCCCUCCGGCAGGCCAAGCAGGACGCCAAUGACUACCGACGGCAGGUGCAGGUCCUCACCUGUGAGGUGGAUGCCCUCAAGGGCACAAAUGAGUCCCUGGAGCGGCAGAUGAGGGAGAUGGAGGACAACUUCUCCCUGGAGGCCUCCAACUACCAGGACGCCAUUGCCCGUCUGGAGGAGGAGAUUGGCGGCAUGAAGGUCGAGAUGGCGCGCCACCUGCGCGAGUACCAGGACCUGCUCAAUGUCAAGAUGGCACUGGACAUUGAGAUCGCCACCUACAGGAAGCUUCUGGAAGGGGAGGAGAGCCGGAUCUCUACCCCACUUCCCAGCUUCUCAUCUCUCAACCUGAGAGAGUCCAUGAUGGAGGCCAGGCCGGUGACUGAGAACAUGAAGAAGAAGGUCCUGAUAAAGACCAUCGAGACUAGGGAUGGACAAGUGGUGAACGAAUCGAACCACGAUGACCUGGAAUGAGGAAAGGAGGAGGAGGAGGAUGACACUCAGCUAAGCCAAAGCGGGGGGGCGUAGCUAUGAAAAGAGAGAGUAGAAACGGCUUUGCAUACUUUAAAAAAAUAAAACACACACAUGCACACAAACUGACGUACAUAAACAAGAAAACAGUGCCUUUUAGCAAGACAGGGAGCCGUAAGUUAGGAAGGGUUGUGUUACAACAAGAUGGAAGGUGUAGCAUGGGCGUGGCUUAGUAACACUCACCGUAAUACCUCUAAUAUACGCUCACCUGGUUACAUGAAAGUUAUUCUGAGGAGCUGUGAAGUUUGUGCCUUAACUAAGAGUAGCGUUUCCUAUGUGAGCAGUCAGUGGAGCUGCUGAUUCUGCUUUUGUAGAUCAAUAAAAUACAAAAAAUAA
Molecule: messenger RNA, 1909 nt
Organism: Brienomyrus brachyistius
Lineage: Eukaryota; Metazoa; Chordata; Actinopteri; Osteoglossiformes; Mormyridae
Product: vimentin-like
Exons: 9
Coding region: 152-1516 (454 amino acids)
Biological process (GO): intermediate filament organization
Cellular component (GO): cytoplasm; plasma membrane; intermediate filament
Molecular function (GO): structural constituent of cytoskeleton
Source: RefSeq, a predicted model, not a curated record